This is a messenger RNA of Plasmodium knowlesi strain H, 3768 nucleotides long. RefSeq names its product EELM2 domain-containing protein, putative. The coding region runs from base 1 to 3768 and encodes 1255 amino acids. The record is from RefSeq and is a predicted model, not a curated record. The transcript has 2 exons. NCBI's taxonomy places the organism in Eukaryota, Apicomplexa, Aconoidasida, Haemosporida, Plasmodiidae.
AUGGUAUUUUAUAUUUCCUCAAAGGGCAACCAAAUAAAUGACUACAUUAUAACAAGAUCAGUAAGUUCCAGGGGAGAUUACAUCAACGGUGUCAAAAAAGACGAUUCGAAAUAUAGAAGAAGCGAAGGCAACGGUUUCGUUAUCGGUAACGGUCUAUCAGUCCGUAACGGAGGCAACCUUCGAAGUGACACCCAUCCUGGUAAGGGCAUACCAACUGAGAAAGGUACCAGCCACCCUGGAAACUGCAUCGACGUGGGAAUAAACCACACAGACAUCGAGCACAACUUUUUUAAUUUUAAAAAUGGUAUAAAAAACUCGGUGGACUUUGGCUUGUUCAUAAAAUUAAAAGACAUCAAUAGCUUGUCAAACGACAACAUCCACGAAAUUAAUGAACUCUUAAAGAAGGAGAAACAGAAGGAUCUUGAAAAAGAGAGAGGAAAGAGACCCAGUGCUGAGUCCAAGGACUCUAAUUCCUGGAACAAGAGGGGGUACCAGGAAACAGAUAACGAGGAGGAAGAGGUAGAACAAGAACAACACAAGACAAAACCACCUGGUGAAUCAAGGGAGUUACUACUGAAAUAUAAUCACCAGCUCCAAGAGGAGAAUAAGAAACAGAAGCAGAAGAAACAGAUACGACAACAAGGACAACAGCGCCAGCAGACAGGGGAGGAAGAUCAGGAGGAAUCCAUUUAUGUGAGGAAGUACAACAAAAGGAGGGAGAGAAAAAUCGAACCCUGCAUCGAGUGGAGCGACUCACGCGGGGGGAGUAGUGCUCCAUAUGAUAAUAGCACCACACGAGGGAGCAGUGGCGCCCGUGACACCCAAAGCGUAAUUGACGAUAGCAACCGGCGUGGUAGUAGCGGCCAACGUGAGAGCGGCAACUCACGUGAAAACCUCGGGCUGCGGGAAAGCUCCUGCAUGCGGAACAUCGACUACAGUCUUUGGAACAAAACAGGAGAGCGCACCCGAAAUUUAGAACUCACAAAAACAGGAAUUACUACUGAGAAGGAAAAGAGAAAAUACAACAAAAUGAAUAACAACACGGAUGUUCUUGUUAAUACUGGAGGUAACAAUACCUGCGCAGUUAGAAGUGGAGGAAACAUUAGGGGGGCUGGGAGCAUGCGAGGUAGCAGUGUUCGAGGCAGUGGCAUGAGGGGAAGCGGCAUGAGAGGAAGUGGAAUGAGAGGUAGCGGGAUUAGAAGUAGUAGCAUCCGAAGCAACACCGCUAGGGGUAGUAGUGUCAGAAGCAACAAUGGCAGGGGUGGUGGUAUCAAAAACGGAAACAAUGCCAACCACAGAGGUAAUAACAAUGAGUACUACUCCACUUACAACUAUAGGUAUGCUUAUGAGGAUGGCAGACAGAGAGAGCAGUUAAUUGGAGAAGAAAAUAACAACGUAAAAAAACAAUACAACAAUGUCGUUAACGAGUUUGAUCAUAUCGAAAUUUUGAAUAAUAUGUCUAAUGAUGAAAAGAACGAACAAAUAGAGGAACAGAUAAAAGAGUUGGAGGAAAUGGAAGAACUGGACGUUUUAGAAAGACACAGGGAUGGAAGGCUAAAUGAGGAUUCCUUACAAACGGUGAAGAAAGAUGAAGAGAAAUUUAAAACAAUUGAAAGAGGAAAUGUAGCAACAUCAGUAACAAUGUCCCAAACAGGAGGAGUCGUCGAUAGAACACGCUUAACUAAUCAUGAAAGUGAUUACUAUGAUCAGUAUGGAGAACAUAAUCUCCUUAAACAUGCACAUGCAAAUUACCAUCACAUGAAUCAGGACCGCAGUAAAGAUCAAAUGGAAGGAAUAAACGAAUUAAGCAGAGCACAGUUGUGCCAAGGUGAGUCGGAAAAUGCCAAUGGGGAAGACUCCAAACGAUUUAUCAACGCCAAUGCAUUUAAAAUGGCAUACGAAUGUAAUAACAGCGUCGAUAAUAUGGAGGGGGUUAAUAAUGGUCAUAUAAGUAACGACCCCAACAGUAGCAAUACUUACAACGAUGCGGCGAACGGUACCACCAACAUUAAGGGCGGAAGGGUGCUAAGAAAUCUGCACAAGAACAAUCUUCUCGUUGAUGAGAGAGAAGGAGUCAGCAGGGCAUCCAAGAAAUACGCCGUCGAAAUGGGUGGGGAAAAUAAUGUGGUAGUACAUCGAAAGAGGAGAAGAAAAAAUUUAGAUGACAGCAACAGGUAUGCAGAAAAUGAAGGCAUUAACGGAAUUAUUGCUGGGGGUACAGACAGGCAUGAUUUCACCAAUAUUAAAUCUGAGAGUACUCACGAAGGAAUGACUACCCCCCCUAAUGAUACUGGAAGUGCUGAGGUGAAUCAUAUCAAUAGUGCUUUUGGCGUGUCUCCUAAUGACUCCAACGGUGGGGUAAAGCAGGAUGGAGGUGGAAACCAGGAGCAAGGAACUACGAAUAGAUUCCGUGUUAACAGGUAUGAGAGAAUUAAUGAUCACAGUAGUCGUAGGGGACGUGGAGCCUACAUGGCGAGGAAUGCCAUGAGCGGUGUAAGUAAAUUUAGGGGUGGCUCCCCGUCCAUGGCGGAUGGAAACUACAAACCGGAGGAGGGAAAUUCAAAAGAAUGCGAAAGUUACAAUGGCCAGAGUAACAAGGAGUAUGAAACAUACAACGAAAAUAGCAGUGGGCAAAAUAAUCAUAGCACAGGAGCACAGGGAAUGGUGGGCACCAACCUAGAGCAGACAGAUGACGGGAGAAAUGGAUUGAACAACUCCACCCACAAAUCAAAAAUAUCUGUAAGAACAGGUCAAGCAACUACAUUUGGACAUACAAGAGGAGGCAUUAAAAUGAAGGGGCAUCGACAUAAGAAAAAAGGAAGAGCACUCCAUAGGUUACAUGCAAAUAUGAAUAUCAUAAAAGGAAUGAACAAAAGUAGCGAAUCAAAAUUUAGUCAUUCAGCAAAUGCAACUAUGCCCCAUUCGCAAAACCUUGACAAGAAAGACUUCUUCACAAAUGAGAACAAUGAGGAUCAUGUAGUCCAUGAUAAAGUAAGGAGUUCGCCGGGGUCGCACUUCCAUGGGCACAGUAAUGCGAAGGAACACUAUGGAGACAACGAGAAUGAUUACAUGAAUAACGAGAAUAGUUCGCAUAACUACGGAGCUCGAUACAAUGGGGAUUAUUUCGAGAAGGAAAACCACACUGAGCACAAGAAGCGGAAAAAGAGAGUCACCGAGGAAGGUUCCAAGGACAGUGGCAAAAUCAACGUAGGGAACAAGCACCAAGUACCCAAACUUCCGAACUUCUUUCUGUGCCGCUCCGAAUUAAUGUACAGAAACUACGAAACGGUGGAGGAAACAAAUAACGACCAAGUUUGCCUGACAUGUUCAGGUUUGCCUUGUCAUUGCCGCGUAGGAGAAGCGACGUUAGUAUAUUCACCAUUAAUGUUAGAAAGGGUACGAGAGAAAUGUUUGAAGAACAGAGGUUACCAUAAGUGCAUAAAAAAUGAAAUCGAGUUAUCAGCAUAUGUUCAAGAGUGCGCAAAAAGCUGGAAAUCAAAUAUAGACGAAUGGGUACCUUUUUCACCUGAGUACGCAUAUAAAUUAUUACAUUAUGCAAAUUACGAUCCACAUAAAGCUAUCAGCAUUAUGAAGUCCUCGGAGUUUUCCUUCCGCAAAAUUAUGGACCCUCCCACGAGGAAAUAUCAGAACAAAUGGAAGCCAAAGGAUAAGCGGGAACAUAUGUCCAAAAAUCCCUUUCCGUCUCCCUUGACCAUACGAACGUACCUCUCCAAGAGGCACCAUAUCAGUGGCUACCACCUGAGAUGA